Messenger RNA from Cyprinodon variegatus (sheepshead minnow), 884 nucleotides. Its product is annotated as derlin-2-like. Lineage: Eukaryota; Metazoa; Chordata; Actinopteri; Cyprinodontiformes; Cyprinodontidae. The transcript has 7 exons. Gene Ontology annotation, cellular component: Hrd1p ubiquitin ligase ERAD-L complex; endoplasmic reticulum membrane. Bases 18 to 707 code for a protein of 229 amino acids. The record is from RefSeq and is a predicted model, not a curated record. Gene Ontology annotation, biological process: endoplasmic reticulum unfolded protein response. Gene Ontology annotation, molecular function: misfolded protein binding; ubiquitin-specific protease binding.
GGGAUGCAGCAGCAGCGAUGGUUCUCAGUCUGACUCAGGAGUAUCUGCAGAUCCCCGUGGUGACUCGGACGUACACGACAGCCUGCGUCCUCACCACCGCCGCUGUGCAACUUCAAGUUAUCAGCCCGUUCCAGCUGUACUUCAACCCAGAGCUCAUCAUCAGCAGAUACCAGAUAUGGCGUCUGAUCACCAGCUUCCUCUUCUUUGGCUCUCUUGGAUUCGGUUUUCUAUUCAACAUCAUCUUCCUCUAUCGGUACUGCCGCAUGCUGGAGGAGGACAGUUUCCGAGGAAGAACGGCAGACUUCGUCUUUAUGUUCCUGUUUGGAGGAAUCUUCAUAACUCUGCUGGGUCUGUUUGCCGACAUCAUCUUCCUCGGCCAGGCCUUCAUCGUCAUGCUGGUCUACGUCUGGAGUAAAAGGAACCCGCUCAUACCUGUAAACUUCUUCGGCCUGCUGAGCUUCCAGGCUCCGUUCCUCCCCUGGGCGCUGAUGGGAUGUUCGCUGCUGCUGGGAAACUCUGUUGCCGCCGACCUCCUGGGAAUUGCCGUCGGACACGUGUAUUACUUCUUAGAGGACGUGUUUCCAAACCGGCCGGGAGGAAGAAAGCUGCUGACGACACCAGAACUGCUACGGGUCAUGUUUGAUGGACCUGAAGGACGCGACCAUCACCUCCUCCAGGAGGAGCAGCAGGAAAGAAGAGAUCUGUAGCAGGUUUAGGAGCAACACAGCUAAGAACUCUGGAGCUGCUAAAAUCAGGAGCAAACUGCUUUCUGAAAGGAGCUGCAAAGGCUGGAAAAAGCUCAGACUCAUCUAUAAAAUAACAAGGUUUCCAAAAAGUUCUCAGGUUAAAAUAGUUCCAGACUUUCUUUCUUUGGGACAUUUUUA